GGGCGAGUGAGAGCUGAUGAGCGGGAGUAUGGAUGGCUAGCGAGACGCCGCGCGUUUAAGGCAGAGAAGAUAGUGAAAGUACAAGGAGCUCCUGUCAGGAGAAGAGCAUGCGAGUCACAGCUCUCCCGCAGCAACUCUGAAGACUCACACACAGAAAAAAGACAGAAGAAGAAGGAAGAGAAUCGGCGAAGGACUGAAGACACUCCAUUUCCUCUGGUUUUGCCCUUUCACACUCUCAGUCAUGAUUCCUCGAGUCGUUCUACUCAUGUGGUUCCUCGGACAUGGUGCAGAGUCCAUGUUUUCCCAGCAGCCACAGGACUUGGUUGUGGUGGCUGGCCAACCUGUGACAUUACCAUGUUCUAUCCCUGGUUACCAUGGGGUUGUCCUUUGGAUUAAAGAUGGUCUGGCACUUGGGGUUGGCAGGGACCUGUCAGGCUAUCCACGUUACACAGUAAUUGGCGACCAUGGUUCAGGAGAGCAUCAUUUGCGAAUCCAGCGUGUGGAGCUGAUGGAUGACGCAGUGUUUGAGUGUCAGGCCGUCCAAGCUGCCAUGAGAUCACGCCCAGCCCGCCUCACUGUGCUAGUUCCUCCCGAGGACCCCGUCAUCAGCGGAGGGCCAGUGGUGAGCCUGAGGGCUGGCGACCCACUCAAUUUAACUUGCCAUGCGGAUAACGCCAAGCCAGCAGCCUCCAUCAUCUGGAUCCGCAAUGGAGAGGUCCUCAAUGGGGCCAUGUACUCCAAGGUAAGCCUAGAGACCUUGCUUCGUGAUGGAAGGAGAGAAACCACCGUGAGCACGCUUUACCUGUCACCUAACAACAUUGAGACAGGCCAACAGAUCAUCUGUAAGGCCUCAAACAAGGCUGUCCCUAAUGGCAAGGAGACCAGUGUCACAAUCGACAUUCAGCACCUGCCUCUUGUCAAUCUCUCAGUGGAGCCUCAACCGGUUCUUGAAGGUAACCUAGUGAGAUUCCAUUGCUCUGCAAAGGCCAACCCUCCAGUCACACAGUACAGGUGGGCCAAAGGAGGAAGUAUAAUAAAGGAGGUCUCCGGUGACACUUAUGAGGUGAUUGUGGACCACUCGUUCUUCUCGGAGCCUGUUUCCUGUACGGUUACCAACCAACUCGGAAGCACAAACGUUAGCCAUAAUGUCGAUGUCUACUUUGGGCCUCGCAUGGCUGCAGAACCUCAGUCCUUGCAGGUAGACCUUGGUUCUGAUGCUGUGUUCAACUGUGCUUGGACUGGAAAUCCUUCUCUCACCAUAGUGUGGAUGAAGAGGGGCAGUGGAGUGGUUCUUAGCAAUGAGAAUCUUCUAACAUUGAAAUCCGUGCGGCAGGAAGAUGCUGGGAAAUAUGUAUGCCGAGCUGUAGUUCCAAGAGUUGGUGCAGGAGAAAAGGAAGUUUCACUCACUGUCAACGGGCCACCCACCAUUUCAAGCACUCAGACACAACAAGCCUUGCAUGGAGAGAAAGGACAAAUCAAAUGUUUUAUCCGGAGUACUCCUCCCCCAGACCGAAUUGCCUGGUCCUGGAAAGAGACUGUAUUGGAGUCUGGGACGUCCGGUCGCUACACAGUAGAGACAGUCACCACAGAGGAAGGAGUCAUCUCCACACUGACAAUGAGUAACAUCGUGCCAGCUGACUUCCAGACCAUUUACAACUGCACUGCGUGGAACAGCUUUGGCUCAGACACCGAGAUCAUACGCCUUAAGGAACAAGGUGGGAGCCAAGAAUCCCUUCCUGUGGCGGUGAUCAUCGGCAUUGCUGUAGGAGUAUUUGUGGCCCUCAUUGUCCUCAUGGGCACCAUCGGCGCAUUCUGUUGUACCCGCUCCCAAAGAAAGGAAGCGCACCUGGUUAUGCCCUCACUGCCCGUCUCCAUCUGUGCUCACCAGAGAGAACUUGCAAGCAAAAUUAAAACAGAAAAUCUGAAAGGAGUUGUGUCUGCAAAAAACGACAUCCGGGUAGAGAUUGUGCACAAAGACCAUAAUGCUGCUAGAGAAAAUGAAGAGCACGCGUCCAUGAAACAACUGAUGGUGAGUGUGGAACGUGGGGAUUUCCAGCAGGAGUCGGCUCUGAAGCAGCUGGAGGUUCUGCAAGAGGAGGAAAAAGAGUAUCAGCACAUUAAGGACCCCACAAAUGGCUACUACAGUGUCAAUACCUUCAAGGAGCACUCGACACCAACCAUGGCAGGGAACCAAUCUACUGAGGGGAGAAAUCCAACAAACACCAGCACCCUGGGCAAGCAGCGGGUACCAACAGGCAUGUCCUUCACCAACAUCUACUCCACACUGGGAGCAGGCCCCAAUCGUCUGUACGACUACAGCCAACGCUUUGUGUUGGGCAUGGGAAGCAGCUCCAUUGAGCUCUGCGAGCGGGAGUUCCAACGUGGUUCAUUAAGCGAUUCCAGUUCCUUUAUUGACACACAGUGUGACAGCAGCGUCAGCAGCUACAGUAAGCCAGAUGGCUAUGUGCAGUUUGACAAAGACAGUAAGGCAUCGGCUUCCUCAUCGUCCCACUACUCCCAGUCCUCAUCACAGAACUCUGACCUAACCCGGCCCCUGCAGAAGCGGAUGCAGACCCAUGUCUGACAGGCAAGGAUUUGAGGGAUAGUGUUAAAACAGGGUGUGAACCAGUCUUUGCCAUGAAACUGUAUAUUCUUUUGGGAGUGCAGAGGCUUAAUGACUUUAUGACAUUUUUCAGACUUGAAGGCAAAAUAUCUUCAAAUGUGGGUCAAGAAGCCUUAUUUUGCCCUGUUGCUUAAUCACACAUUCUUUUUUGAACCUGUAAUCUUCAAUAGUGCCACAGUAAUGAUAUUUGCCAACUCAGAGAGAACCCAUACAUGGAGUUUGAACUGCUUACCACGUCGGAUUGGCCUGCUGAUAUAUUACAAAGCUUUGUUUGGUAAUUUCCUCCCUUUGGAAAGACACUUUUUUUAAGACAGUCAUUCUAAAAAGAAAAACCGUUCCUAUUAGUGGUGGACUGAAAGAGUACAAGUGUGAGCUAUUUUUCCUGCUCUUUUAGUAUGUUUGUAGUUUCAAGCACAACAAAUGAAUGUGCAUGAGGUUUUGAGGUGUUGCAAAGGCCAUACAACACCAACACCGCCCCCUACCUCCUUUGGCAACUUCUGUAUCGCUAAGGUGCAGUAACGCUUGCGUCUCCAUGUUUAGAGCAAGAUCUGUAUUCGGGCCAAAGGCUGGAAGAUAAAGAAGGGCUGAGACAACAUUUCAAUCCCAAGUCAUGAGUUUUACUUGACACUUUGAUUAAAAAAAUAUCAGUGUACAUAUUGUAGAUGACUGUAAAUUAUUUUCUCAAUCUUCAAGAGACAACAUUGGUCUCAAAAAUGUAUAUCUACUUUGCCUUGAGGCCCGUUGAAACUGUUGUCAAGUGAAGUGUUAACUCAAAAACACUUAUUCUGUCUCAGUCCCUCUCUUGACGAGGAGGGGUAUCCUCUAUGGUCGAACCAAAUGCAGCCUGUAAACUAACUUGUCCACUUGUGCUGCACUAGAAGUCAUCAGCCAUAAACAUUGAAUGAAUCGUAAGCAUACUGUCAUGAUGACUCUUAUUUUUGGAGAUAUAUCGGUGUGCGUGGUGUGUUACGGAUGGAACAGGAACUUAACGCUAAGAGAUUGCCUAUCAUUGAAGUCAAAUUCACAAAACACUUCUCGUUUGAUUAAAAUUUUGGAUUCAGUGAAAUGUAUAUUAUAAUUUUUGAUGUACCAAUAUACUGUACUUAAUAUGAUGACUUCAAUUUUGACAUUGCAAUAUAAUUUUAUUUCACUUUAUUGUAAAAAGAGAAAAAUAUUUAGAAUUUUAAAUUUUUUUGAAAAGACGCCUAUCUUUUAAUUUAAAAUAGCGGCUAAUGUGUUUGUUAUCAUGUCCUCUGCCUUUUGCAAAUAACUGGAAAAUGUGAGUCAUAAAACUUCUAUAAUGUAGGUACUGUUGCUAUAAUGCAUAAUAUACAGUACAUCUAUAUUGCUUUUAAAAGAAUAAGACAAGAAUACAGUGAUUUAUCUGCUUUAAGUUCAUGUGGUUAAACCACAUUUCAUUGAAAUUUGGCAACUUAAAUAUUAAGAUGAUGAUUAGCAAAACAAUUUAUGAUUAAGUAGAAGAAAAAUUGUUCUAAUGAAAUAAAGAUUUAUAAAUGUAUACUUUUUUUUUUUAUCCUCAAUUCAUGGAAGCAAAAUUUCUUUAUUGUGGUUGUCGUACUUGAGCCAUUGAUUCUGUAAAUGACAAAUGCUUAAGCUUUGCUGAUGUCUAGUGAGUGCUUGAGUUUUGUCUUUAUUACUUUUUUUGCACUUUAUAUGCUAAAUUUUGAUUCAUUUGCUAGAGAGUAGAGAACAGAUACAGCAUAUAGUAAACUGCAUCUACUACAACAAUCACGAACCAAUGUUUUAAAGUGAACCUGUUUCAUUAUACUGAUGUGGGAGUUCUGCAGUGUAAAACAUUAGAAAACAAGAUAAAUUAUGAUAAAAGACAAAAAAUAUAUAUAUAUAAAAAAAAACUGCAUUAAUAAUGUUGCCACUAAUGACAAAUGUCAGUCAUUGCACAUGAUUUCCUGAUAUAAUAUUAAGCGGCUGGCACUUCUUUCAAAUUUAAAUUAAAAUUUAAAAAGUAAAACACAUAUUUGGCCUAUAUGGGUUAAACGGAUCUCAAGAUUGAGGUUUCUCACCCUUUAAACCACAAUAAGUAUUGUACAAUAAUCAAGAAUAAAAAUAAUUAGACUGUGAUUGACAGCAGUUUAUCUUUCAAGGUAUGGGAAUUGUCUUCAUGCUGUGCUUGUUAUGUGGACUGUACUAUACAUGUAUAAAUGGAUUGAUGUCCAUUGUACACUCCAAUGAAAACACCUCUAUUUCAACAUUAAUAAUCAGACUUGGCACUAAGCAAAUUGUAUAUACAUUUGCUAAAUGCUGUCUUUGUAUAUAAUGUUUUUUUUUUCUUUCCAUUCUGUUUUCAUUAGUUCUUAACUGUCAGAUUUAACUAUAUAAAAGCCCACCAAAACCAUGAUACACAACACACUGUACAGACAACAAUUUCCAUUUCUACAUGAAUUUAUGGAACUGAAGUCUACUUUUCCCAUCACAAAUUUACGUGAAUGAAUGACUAAAUGAGAACUUCCUCUUCACCUUCACUAGCAGUGUUUCCAUUAAAGUUUUUGGAAAAAUAAUAGCAACAUUUCAAAAAUGUACGCAAAGUAUAACUGCGACUUAUGCGUGUUUGCUUUGAGGGUUGUUUUCGGAAAGAUCCUCGCAAGUCUUGUGAAAUCUCUUCCUCUAAGAUUUUACUGAAGAAAGAUGGGCACCCAAAACUUGUGUUGUGCAUCACAUUCUGUGGCAUGUAAAUUUGGAAAAACUUUCCAUUGCACUCUAUAUAGCAACGCCUGAGACACGUCAAUAAUUUUUGUUUAUUAAAAUGGUUUUUGAGUAUUUCUUUUUCCAUGACCAGAUUUUCAUUGUAAAUUACAAGGGAUAAUGGAAACACAGCUACAGUACUGCCCGAACAGGAAAUACUUGUGCAGCAAAACACAAUGGAGGCUGUACUCAGAAAUGAGAUCCAAACUAGGAGUGCUUUGAUGUGAGACAAUGUACAAAUAUUAGUAUUAUCAUUACCUUGGCCACCUGAAGAGAUGCUGAGUGAUAUGUAUUUGGUCGCAGGUUGAUUGGAUUAUAGAAUCUAUACCUCGGUCAUUCAACAUCUCUUACUAGGACAUACAGUAGUGAAGCAAAAAUUGUCUUAAUGAAUAAAUCAAUGAUUCUAUGUUUUUAAUUGGUUCUAAAUGCUUGUUUUCCGGUGUUGUUCCUGCUACCUGUAACAAUUGCCUCUGAUUCCUUUUAAGUCAUUACCUGGCAUCAAAAUGGGAUGUACAUCCAACCAUCACAGUUCAAAUGGAUUGAAUGUCCAUCUGUGCCAAUGUUAGCCAAUAAGUUAAGGCUAUCAUUGCAUGUGCACCUGUAUUUUAUUUACCAGUUUAUGUUCAUAACCAGAGUCAUACUUAAUUAUUGUAAAAAUAAGUAAAUAGAAGUAGGUAAAACAAUGUUAUGACAUUAAAUUAAUUUGGUUUAAACAUUACAAGUCAAAGGUGUCUCAAAGACGUUUCUGGAAAAGUGCGUCAAAAUUUGAAUAAAUGUGUGGUUCAAACCAUAAUUGUGAGAGGAAAAGUUCUAACUGCACAACGAUCUGGGAAUUAACUUAUUUGUGGAUCUUUAUUAACCAUGAAUUAGAAGUGUUUUUAACAGGUAAACUAUCACCUGAUCUAACGCCCCCUUUUGUUAAAAUUCUUACCUCUAACAUGCUAUGAGGAGUGAAUAUUAGGUAAAAAAAUGUAAUUGAGUGCAACAUGAUUAUGGCAUAACAAAAUCAAAGAAUAAAACAGUUAACAUAAAAUACAUUCACUCUUUCUCAGAGUGUAUUAUUCAGUCUGAAUGAAGAUGCAUUGCUGCCUCUAGACAAUCUCAAUGUACACCCAGAUUACAAUAUGCCUUAAUAUUUUCAGUAAAGGAACUAAUAUAUUGAUCGGCAUAUUCCCAUAAAUUAAAAAACAGCACAGAUGUAGUGCAAAAGGUCCAGUUUUCUUUGUCAGUAGAGCUCCUGCAAUGACCCCCUAAACAAUGCAUUUUACGGGUUGAGAGAACAGGCAGUAGUGCACAGCAAAGUAAUAAAUAUUUGAUUGGGCAGCCGUCUGUCCCAAUUCCACCGCCCCAUGGCCACAGACACAUUGGCCUUGAAUGUACCACUGAAAGACUCAAAGCCCAUGAGCCCUGUUCACCUGUAUAUGCCUCGCUGGCUUGUGCUUCGUGUUUGUCUGACAACAAGCUGUGCGCACAAGCGAGGACAUAACAAAUGAAUAACACAAAGACCCAGAAUAAUUACACUGGUUUGCUGCCCUUCCCUGAUAGGAGAGACAAUGGCUAAGUGAUUUAUUUUCCAGAGAUGCCAAAGAUGAGCUUUUGCUAUACUAAACACAAGUGAAUGGGUCCUCUUUUCAAGAGAGACAAGGCCGCCGGUUACUUUUUUACUACUUACAAUAUUUUUCUUAGUCUUGAGGGAAGUGGACAAUGGAACAUCAGUCAAUAAAUCCACAUCGUUGUAUACAGCUCUGUCAAUACCUGAAGAAAUUAAGAAAAGUGCCAUUCGAAGGAUAGUCGUAUUUCAAUGUGAAAUUGUUUUUAGAAUUUUUGUUUUACUCUGUUCUAAUGAUUUUCUUUUGUAAAGUUUUAGUAUGUUCUACGCGUAUGUACAAUGAAGAGAAUGAGUGCAGCCAACAUAAUUUAAAAGGUUUUCCGACAAAAUACACUCCAGCCCCAGCAGGGAUGACCAAGGUUCAGUAUGCAGCGUACAAUGUACAGUGGGUCACAGAGCAACAGCAACAUAUUUGUAAUUCAAAUGCAAACAUGUCUUGUACUGAAGGCAUCUUCAUUUAGAAACACGGCGUGAGCUUGUUCUGGAAAAGUAACUAAGGAACAAAACUAAACGGUCAACAUGUAACUUCUUUCAGGGCUGUUUUUCUGUAGUAAGUUUACCUGUAUGUAUGGAAUAAAAGAGAAAAAAAAGUUGUAUUUUAAUGUACUGGUCUGUGACUAUGAUGCUUUUGCUCUGUAUAUUUGGAGA
Messenger RNA from Corythoichthys intestinalis (scribbled pipefish), 7601 nucleotides. RefSeq names its product kirre like nephrin family adhesion molecule 3b (gene kirrel3b). Gene Ontology annotation, molecular function: cell adhesion molecule binding. NCBI's taxonomy places the organism in Eukaryota, Metazoa, Chordata, Actinopteri, Syngnathiformes, Syngnathidae. The record is from RefSeq and is a predicted model, not a curated record. Bases 242 to 2584 code for a protein of 780 amino acids. Gene Ontology annotation, cellular component: cell-cell junction; plasma membrane. Gene Ontology annotation, biological process: synapse assembly; cell-cell adhesion. The transcript has 17 exons.